CUGAGGAGAUGCUGAAAGGUGAGAAGAAGACAUUGGCCGUCUUGUCGUUGUCGCUCAGCUGCUUGAACAGGUCCAGACAGAAGGAAGUGUUGGCCUCGGACAGAGGGGCUGGUGAUGCCAUCGUGUCUGCACAGAUUGGUUUUCGGCUCUGCGGCAGGCUCUGAAGUCACCUCUGAAGUCAGACAGUGAGCUCUCAGCACAAAGGCAUCUUCCUAUAUCUGCGAACCGCUGCUGGACACACCCCCAGAAACACAAACAGGGACAAUAUUAGAGGGCUGAGAUAUUGGGUGUGUCAGGCAGGAGGACUUUUAAAGAGUUGCCACAUCGAAGUCAGAGACUCUGUUCCUGAGACUCUCUACCUGAACAGCUGCUGCACUCCACCACAGUGUUGACUACACAAUGGCGUCCUCAGAGGCACUCUCACGAGCCAACACCGAGUUUUGUCUGGAUCUUUUCAAAAAGCUGACCGAGAAGAACAAAACAGGAAAUGUCUUCUUCUCCCCCUUCAGCAUCUCCUCGGCUCUGGCCAUGGUGAUGCUGGGGGCCAGAGGCAACACGCACACACAGAUGUCAGAGGUCUUGAAAUUCAUUGAAGCAGAAGAGCGGGGGGGAGAGAAGCGCAAACGCAAACAGCAGCAGCAGCAGCAGCAGCAGCAGCGGCGGCCGUUUCCGACGGGGCAUGUUUGCAUCCAUGACAAGCUGUGUCCGAAAGACAAGCAACUCAAGGAUGAAGUCCACGAUGAAUUCAAUAAACUGCUGAAAGCCCUCAACGAGCCAGACGGUCAAUUCACCCUUUGUGUUGCCAACAGACUCUACGGCGAGAAGACCUACGAGUUUGUUGAGGAUUUCUUAAAGAAUAGCAAGAAACACUACAGUGCAGAGCUGGAAUCCGUGGACUUUAUGAACAGCCACGAGGAAGCUAGACUCAACAUCAACACCUGGGUGGAGAAUCAGACCCAAGGGAAAAUUAAGGACUUACUGGUGAAGGAUGUGGUGGACAACCUGACUAGGAUGGUGCUGGUCAACGCCAUUUACUUCAAGGGCGACUGGCUGAAGCCGUUUUUGGAGGGCGAAACUAGGGAUGACAAGUUCAGAGUGAACAAGAAUGAAACUAAACCAGUGAAGAUGAUGCACCAGAAUGAGAAGCUUUGCUUCAACCAUGAUGUUCUAUUCCGGCUUAAGGUCCUGGAGUUGCCUUACAAAGGCAGAGAGAUCAGUUUGCUGAUCCUUUUGCCCGCGGAUAUGGAGGACGAUUCUACUGGUUUAGAAAAGCUGGAGAAGGAGCUGACCUACGACAACUUCAUGAACUGGACGAGUCCAGACAGCUUGUCGACUUAUGACGUGGAGGUGGGUCUUCCACGCUUUAAAAUGGAGGACACGUAUGACAUGAAGGACGUCCUGGUCAGCAUGGGCAUGAAGGAUGCCUUUGACGUCAACCUCAGUGACCUCUCUGGCAUGUCUCCUGGCCAGGACCUGGCCCUGUCCAAGGUCGUCCACAAGGCUUUUGUGGAUGUGAAUGAGAAGGGCACUGAGGCCGCUGCAGCCACAGCUGCCGUCAUGCUACUGACCUGUUUUUUGUCACCCAGAGGCACAUUCAUCGCAGACCAUCCUUUCCUCUACUUCAUUCGUCAUAACCCCUCCAACAGCAUUCUGUUUGCCGGCCGCUACUGCUCCCCUUGAGCGUCGCCACGUCCUGUACACUCAGCAUUAUAGCGAAUACCUAUAGGACUGAGUGUAACUAUUUACGCUGGAUACAGUAGACGUCACAUACAAACUGUAACGCGUCUGAACUCAACCAUGUUGUUUCAAGUGUCGUUGCACAUUAAAUAAAGUCGGUCUCGCAAAUA
Messenger RNA from Cynoglossus semilaevis (tongue sole), 1847 nucleotides. RefSeq names its product leukocyte elastase inhibitor-like. The transcript has 12 exons. The record is from RefSeq and is a predicted model, not a curated record. NCBI's taxonomy places the organism in Eukaryota, Metazoa, Chordata, Actinopteri, Pleuronectiformes, Cynoglossidae. Gene Ontology annotation, biological process: negative regulation of endopeptidase activity. Gene Ontology annotation, molecular function: serine-type endopeptidase inhibitor activity. The coding region runs from base 400 to 1680 and encodes 426 amino acids.